Messenger RNA from Sapajus apella (tufted capuchin), 8665 nucleotides. RefSeq names its product otogelin like (gene OTOGL). NCBI's taxonomy places the organism in Eukaryota, Metazoa, Chordata, Mammalia, Primates, Cebidae. Gene Ontology annotation, cellular component: extracellular matrix. The transcript has 60 exons. The record is from RefSeq and is a predicted model, not a curated record. Gene Ontology annotation, molecular function: alpha-L-arabinofuranosidase activity; protein binding. Bases 582 to 7760 code for a protein of 2392 amino acids. Gene Ontology annotation, biological process: L-arabinose metabolic process.
GGCCUCCCAAAGCACUGGGAUUACUGGUGUGAGCCACUGUGCCUGGCCAAAUAAGUAUUAAUCUCAUUGUGUUUCAAUGUCCUCAUCUGCAAAAAGGGAUAAUAAUAUGAUUACUUCAUAAUCUUGUUUUGUUAAUCAUUAUAUAAAAUGAAAUGAUGUGUAUAAAACUUUUAGUUUACUACCUAGAAUAUUAGUUUUCAGUAAAUAUUAGUAGUCUGCAUUUUACAUAUGAGUCCUAUGUGCUUACUGAAGAUGGCUGUAUCUUAAAGUCUAUAUAGAAAAAUGUAAUAAUCAGGAUUGACUAAUUGCUGCUUAUUCCAAUUUAUUCACAAAAGGAUUUGAGGUGGCACUACCAUAAGAUACAAGUAUAAAAGUAUUAGAACAAAGGAACCAAUAAGGAGAGUUAGAUGACAUCAAGAAGACUUAGAAACACAGGCCACUACAGCCCAACACUGCACCUGCCAGUGGAUCAUAUAUCAGCACUGGGCUUUCAGCUUCAAAGAUUGUUUGUUUAUGGAGAUAGAAAGAAGAUAAAAUUCUGUAUAGAAAACUUGGAACUUGACUAAUUCAAAUCAUAUAUUAUGUGUAAACUCAGAGCUGGGGCAAAGCCAAUAGUUACUUUGAACACAUCCAGUGCUCCAAGAAUCUUCAGGCCUCAACAUGGACUUCUAUAUAAGAGGGAGAAAGGCUACGCUGAGAUGAACGUUGUAAGAAAACUCAAUUUAAUGAUACCUUGGAGUAUAUUCUUGCUUCACGUACUGCUGUUUUCAUUACAAGAAUAUAUUUGCACAUCAUCUAUACUGACAGGAACAUCAAAAAACGGGUUUAAUGAAAAUCGACAGAAAAGAGCUCUUUUAGCAGCACAGUUUGAAGCUACUUCUCCGAGAUAUUUUUUCCAUGAUGCUAUUAAUUGGGGUGAGAGCAAAAUAAAAGGUUCUUGUCCUUAUGAAUGCCUUAAUGGAGCUUUCUGUUCUAAGACUGGAACAUGUGACUGUCAAAUAUUUCAGGCGCUUGGGACAAGAUGCCAGAUCAUCCCAAACAUGGGCAACGGCAGAGAUGGGAUUUGCAAAACCUGGGGACAGUAUCAUUUUGAAACAUUUGAUGGCAUCUACUAUUACUUCCCAGGAAACUGUUCUUAUAUUUUUGCAAAGGACUGUGGUGAUUUGGAACCUCGGUACACUGUAUGGGUUCAUAACAGCCCUAAAUGCCUUGGUUCGGUGUAUUCUUGUUAUCGGUCAAUCAGCUUGUUCUUUUCAAACCAAGAGGAAAUUCGAAUUUAUGGUCAUGAAAUAAAAAAGAAUGGAAUCAGUUUAACAUUGCCUCAGACAAUUGGACAGAUUUUCAUCGAGAAGCUAGCUGACUACAUUCUCGUGAAAACAACCUUUGGCUUUUCAUUGGCUUGGGAUGGGAUAUCUGGGAUCUACCUCAAGCUGUCUGAGGACCAUAAGGGGAAAUCAUGUGGCCUAUGUGGAAACUACAAUGACAUUCAGUCUGAUGAUUUCAUAAUUCUGCAAGAGGACUACACAGAAGACAUCGCUAUGUUUGCAAAUAGUUGGUCGGUGCAAACUCCAGAUGACACCAAAUGUGUACUCACACCCUCAGAUUUUCCAAAUCCAUGCUCCAGUGGAAUGCCAGCAUUUGAGGCAAUCUUCUUCAAGUGUCAGAUACUGUUGCAGUUUCCUUUUCUGAGCUGCCAUGAGUAUAUUGAUCCAUAUUUGUAUAUUGCCAGCUGUGUUAAUGAUCUUUGCAAAACUGAUGAUGAUGAAACCUAUUGUCGAGCAGCCACUGAAUAUGCUAGAGCCUGUUCUCAUGCUGGCUACCCUAUUCAAGACUGGAGAGAUGACUUUCCAGCUUGCACUGAUAAAUGUGAUGAUAGCUUUGUCCAUCGGGAUUGUAUCAGUUGUUGUCCACCAACCUGCACAUUUGAGAAGCAAUGUCUUGGGAGCAAUCUUCAUUGUCUUGAUGGAUGUUACUGCCCAGAUGGUCUUAUAAUGGAGAAUGGGACUUGCAUCUCCUUGGAAAAUUGCCCAUGCAGUUUUCAUGGAUUAGCUUAUUCAGUUGGUUCAAAAAUUGAACAAGAAUGUACUGAAUGUGUGUGUUUUGGUGGCGUUUGGAACUGCACUGAGCAUGACUGUCCAGUUCAAUGUUCAGUUGUAGGUGAUUCUCACUUUACAACUUUUGAUGGUCGACAUUAUUCUUUUAUUGGCAUGUGCCAAUACAUCCUCGUGAAAGGAAGUGGAAAAGAUAAAUUCACAAUUACUUUACAGAAAGCUCCCUGUGAGCAGAAUCUCGGCUUAGUCUGCCUUCAGUCUAUAACUCUGAUUCUGGAGGAUGAUUUUAACAAACAAGUGACCCUUGGUAGGGGAGGACAAAUUCUCACUAGUCCUAACCAAGGCUUCAACCUGAAUGGUAUUGUUGAAAUUCAAACUCUGUCAUCCUUAUUUAUACUUCUAAGAACCACAUUUGGUUUGAAGAUUCUGUUUGCUAUAGAUGGGGAAAGAAUUUAUAUUCAGCUCACUAGCGUGUGGAAAAGAAGAACAUUAGGUCUGUGUGGUACUUUUAAUGGGAACAUAAGGGAUGACUUUCUUUCUCCAUCGGGAAUGAUAGAAGGUACACCACAACUUCAUGCAAAUGCGUGGAGAGUUUCUUCUACUUGUUUUGCACCUGUUCAUGUCCCAAUGGUGGAUCCCUGUAACAUCAAUCAACAAAACAUUGGGUAUGCAGCACACUGUGAUGUCAUCCACCAGGACCUCUUUGCUCCUUGCCACAUCUAUAUUAGCCCUGGGCUGUACUAUCAGCUAUGCCGCCAUGAUGCAUGCAAGUGUGGAAGCUCCUGCCUGUGCAAUGCUCUUGCCCAUUACGCCUACCUCUGCGGCCAGCGCGGUGUUCCCAUUGAUUUCAGAGCUCAGAUUUCUUUCUGUGCUGUGGUGUGCCAGAAGGGCAUGCUGUACCAUCACUGUUCCUCAUUCUGCCUCCGUUCCUGCAUUUCUGUCUCCUCCCCGGAGCAGUGCAAUGAUGACUGUGCUGAAGGCUGUAACUGUCCAGAAGGCAAAUUCUAUGAAGAUACUCUUAGCUUUUGUGUACCCAUAUUCCACUGCCGGUGUCAUUAUAGGGGCAGUAUUUAUCAACCUGGAGAGCUCAUCCCCACACCCUCAGGCUUAUGCCAGUGUUCAAAUGGGACUGUGCAGUGUGAUGAAUUAGCAACGCCCUCUGCUGUUCACGUCUGCCCAGCGGGAAAAGAAUAUUUCGACUGCAGGUUUCCUGACCCUGAAUUGCCAGCCGGUGGUAUUAACUGUGAGACUACAUGUGCAAACCUAGCCAUGAACUUCACUUGUGCCCCAUCCUCACCCUGUAUAAGUGGCUGUGUUUGUGCACCAGGAAUGGCAGAGCACAAAGGAAAGUGUUAUGUUCCUGAAAGCUGCCCAUGUAUCUGGAAAGACUGGGAGUAUCUCUCAGGAGAAGUGAUUGCUACACCAUGUUACACCUGUGUUUGUCGACGAGGAAUGUUCAAUUGCACAUAUUAUCCAUGCCCAGCAGUGUGCACAAUAUAUGGGGACCGGCAUUAUUAUUCUUUUGAUGGACUAGAAUAUGACUAUAUCAGUGAUUGCCAGGUAUUUUUGAUAAAGAGUACAGAUGAUUCAGAUAUAUCUGUCAUUGCCCAGAACAAGAAAUGCUUUGACAACGAUAUUGUUUGUUCUAAAAGUGUUUUGAUUUCAGUUGGGGAUACUGAAAUUUACCUGAAUGAUACUCCUUACAAACAGAAACGAUCAGGUUUUUUUCUGGAAAACAAACCUACCUACCAACUUUGGAAGGCUGGUUACUAUAUUGUGGUGUACUUCCCAGAGAAAGAUAUCACUAUUCUUUGGGAUAGGAAGACAACUAUUCAUAUCAAAGUUGGGCCACAGUGGAAGAACAAGCUAUCAGGGUUGUGUGGAAACUUUGAUAAAUGUACUUCAAAUGAUAUGACCACAUCUAAUAACUUGGAAGUGAGAAAUGCUCAGGUAUUUGGAGAUAGUUGGGCAUUAGGACAGUGUGAAAAUCCAGAUGAAAUGAUUAAACCCUGUGAGGCACAUCAAAACAAAUUUCCUUAUGCCAAGAAAGAAUGCUCCAUUUUGUACAGCGAUGUUUUUGCUUCUUGCCGCAAUGUGAUUGAUGUUACUUCUUUUGCCAAAAAUUGUCAUGAAGAUACAUGUAACUGUAAUCUUGGUGGGGACUGUGAGUGUCUGUGCACUAGUAUAGCUGCAUAUGCAUACAAGUGUUGUCAGGAAGGAAUAUCAAUUCAUUGGAGGUCAUCUACUGUUUGUUCACUUGAUUGUGAAUACUACAAUGAAGGACUUGGAGAAGGACCGUAUAUGCUGGCAAGCUAUGGGCAGACUGGCCUUGUUCUAGGGGCCAAUAUGACCAGCAGAAGCAUUUUCUCUUUGCCAAGAAGCAGUGUUCAUCCUAAUUUAUUUUUUUAUUUUAUGAUUACUCCAGGCCUUUUUAAAGAGAAGGUAUCAUCGUUGGCACUUGUUUCGUUGGAAUCUGCUGAAAGGCCAAACUACUUUCUCUAUGUCCAUGACAGUGACACUCUUAGCUUGGAGCUGUGGGAAGCAAAUUCAGCCUUUCAUCAGAGAGCAACAUUCUUCCACCAUCAGGGCCUCUGGAUUCCUGGUUACAGUGCAUUUGAAUUAUACAGCAAAAAAGGCUUUUUCAUCAUAUUCACAGAUUCUAGUGUCAAAGCAUCAAAAUAUGAUGAUUCCGAAGAAUUUAAACAUUCAAGUAGUUUUAGCAUAGAAGAAAUCCAGACAGCAGUGCCUUACAGGAGGAUGUGUGAAUGGAGAUAUGAACCUUGUGCUACUCCCUGUUUUAAAACCUGUAGUGACCCUGAAGCACUAGCAUGUAAAUUUCUUCCACCGGUUGAAGGAUGCUUGCCCUACUGCCCUAAAAAUAUGAUCCUUGAUGAGGUCACCCUCAAGUGUGUUUAUCCAGGAGACUGCAUACCUGUGAUUCCCACAGAACCAGCAUUAAUACCACCAGCUAAGCCAACUGUACCCAUGUUUACAGUUUUGGAAAUGAUUACUCCAUCAGACAUCACUGUGUUUGAUAUGCUAACACCAACCACAGGCUUGGAAUGUGAGCCUCAGCAAUUUGAUCCUGUUUAUAAUUGUAGCCAAUACAUAUGCCUUAAUAUGGAAUGGCAGUUAUACAACUGGUCUCUUAAUUGCCCAAAGGACGUGGAAAUGCCUGACUGUGGUUUCCGAGGAAGGCCAGUUCAAGUGAACAGUGAUAUCUGCUGCCCUGAGUGGGAAUGUCCUUGUCGGUGUUCCAUGUUGUCGGAACUGAGCAUUAUUACAUUUGAUGGAAAUAAUGCAGCAUUAUAUAGCAUGGCUUCUUAUAUCUUACUAAGAAUUCCUGGUGAAAUUAUAAUUGCUCAUAUAGAAAAAUGUUCCAUGAAUCAGAAUGGAAACUCAUUAAAAAAGCUAGCUUCCUCUGGAAGAAUUUCUGGUCUUUGUUUUAAAAAGUUAAAUAUGACAACAUCUAUACAUAAAAUAAUUGUCAAUCGGAUAGCAAGAAAGGUGGAAGUGGAUUCCAUUGUUGUGCCUUUGCCCUUUUCAAAUCAGGAACUGUCCAUAGAGGAUUCUGGUUCAAUGUAUGUAAUUACUACUCCAGCUGGACUAAUCAUAAAGUGGUCUCAUCUUACAGGAAUCAUAGACAUUCAUUUUAGCUCCCAAUUUAACUUGUCAUCCUACACAGAAGGACUGUGCGGAAUUUGCAAUGAAGAUCCAGAUGAUGAUCUAAGGAUGCAAAACGGCACAAUUAUUACAAAUAUGGAAGACAUAGGAUUAUUUAUUGAGAGCUGGGAAAUUGAGAAAUCAUUUGAAGUAACAAUGAGAAGACCUGUUAGGAAUUGUACUGAGCAUGAUUGCAGCCACUGCACUGAGUUAUUAAAUAGAAGAAUUUUCAUUCCAUGUCAUGAUAAAGUUUCACCAAAAGACUUCUGUGAAAAGAUGUGGAUUAAUUAUACCUAUUUUUGGAAUUAUGAAUGUGAUGCACUUUCUGCAUAUGUGGCUCUGUGCAACAAGUUUGAUAUCUGUAUUCAGUGGCGAACACCUGAUUACUGCUCCCUGAGUUGUCCAGAAGGGAAGGAAUAUCAACCCUGUGUGCGAUCUUGUGAAGCAAGAACAUGCCUGAACCAAUGGUUCUAUGGACACUCUUCCUGUUUGAAUUUAAGAGAAGACUGUGUGUGCAAAGAUGGAACUAUUCUUCACAGGCCACAUUCAACCCAGUGCAUUCCAGAGAAAGAGUGUGCAUGCACUGAUAGUGAAGACCAACCCCGCACUGCUGGGGAGAUUUGGAAUGGGUGCAUUGAUGAAUGUGCUCUAUACAAAUGUUUGGAGAAUGGAAGCAUUAUUUCUAUAGAACCUGACUGUGAUGAAGAGCCCACUCCAGUUUGUGAACGAGAAGCUGAAGUUGUCAUGGGCAUCAUUGAUAAAUGGACCUGCUGUUCAAAGGGAGUUUGUGGAUGCAACAUGACUUUGUGUGAAACUACCAUCCCAUCAUGUACGAAUAGUCAAAAAUUGAUUGUUGGCCACAGUCCUCUUUCUUGCUGUCCACAGUACAAAUGUGAAUGUGACCCAUUGAAAUGCCCCAGUGUUUCAACACCAGAAUGCAGAGAAGACCAAUUCAUGAUUCAAGUUCAACAGGAAGAACCUUGUUGUUUUUCCCCUCUUUGUGUUUGUGAAUCUUGCACUGAACCUGUUCCAAUAUGUAAUGAUGGGGAAUUUCUUACAGUAGAUCUUAAUAGCACACACUUCUGUUGUCCUCAGUAUUACUGCGUAUGUGAGCCAAACCUUUGUCCUAUGCCAUUACUCAGCUGCACAGAAGAUAUGAAUCUUGUGAAAGAAAAUGUAUCUGGUCAAUGUUGCCCAACAUGGCAUUGUGAAUGUAACUGUGAAAACCUUGUUAUGCCAACUUGUGAAGUGGGAGAAUUUACUACAAUAGACCAUAACUUCCAGAGUGAUUGUGGAUGCAUACAGUAUCUCUGUGAAAAGGAUGAUGUGUGUGUAUUUCAAGAAGUAUCAGUAUUGAAUCCUGGACAAUCCAUGAUAAAGUAUUUGGAAGGGGAUUUUUGUUGUACAAUAGAGUGUCUGGAAGAAAAAGAUAACCAUACAGGCUUUCACACUCUGAAUUUUACACUGCUGAAUUGUUCAAAAAAAUGUGAUGUUCACCAGGUAUACACUCCAUCCCAAAGUGAUUAUGAUUGUUGUGGUACCUGCAGAAAUGUAUCCUGUAAAUUUCAUAUGGAAAAUGGAACAGCAGUUACAUAUGCGGAAGGGAGUACCUGGCACUACAAUUGCACCACAUAUGAAUGUAUUAAAACUGAUGAAGGGGCAAUAAUUCUGAACUACACUAUGGUCUGUCCCCCUUUUAAUGAGACUGAAUGCAAAAUGAAUGAAGGGAUUGUGAAGCUUUAUAAUGAAGGCUGCUGCAAGAUCUGCAAACAAGAAGAAAGAAUAUGCCAGAGAGUGAUCAUUAAAUCAAUCAUAAGGAAACAGGACUGUAUGAGCCAAAGCCCUAUAAAUGUUGCAUCUUGUGAUGGCAAAUGCCCAUCAGCUACCAUAUAUAACAUCAAUAUUGAAAGUCACCUAAGAUUCUGCAAGUGUUGUCGUGAAAAUGGAAUCCGAAACUUGACUGUGCCUCUGUAUUGCUCAGGAAAUGGCACUGAAAUCAUGUACACUCUCCAGGAACCCAUAGACUGUACCUGCCAGUGGAAUUAAACUCUUGGGUUCCAAGAACUGUAUACAAUGUCAUAAUGUCAAAUAGAGUUAACUUUUAUCACUAUUACUUAGGCACGUGGCAGAUUUAUGCUGUUUAACAAUACUGUAUUUUUCAGACUUGGAAUGUGGAAAUUUAGCAAUUGGUUCAAAAUAUAUACAUAGUUUCAAUAACAAAAUUAGAUUUAUUGCUUUACUCUGUUUUAGAAAAUCAAAUGACUCAGUUGUUCAGCUGAAAUGCUAUUAGGUAUUUAAUUGCAACCUGGUACAGAUAUGGUAUAUUCUCAUUGUUUGGAAGGUUAUUUUGCAAAAUUCCUUCAAUUUCACUCAAUAGCUCUUUUUUUCUUAAUUUUCAAAGUCUGCCACAGCUAUCCAGAUUAAGAUACCCUUUAGUCUGUACUCCUUAGUCUGGUAAAUAUGAUUAGUUAAAACUGGCCUCUAGAUAGCAAUAAAAAAUGAUAUGCCUAGAGACAGAUAAUAGAUUAUUUAAAACCUGAAUGGUUAUUAGGGAACUCAUUAUAUAUUCCCCUCAAUUUGCAGCUAUAACAGGUAACCAGAGAAGCUGUGUGACUCAUACCAAUUUAUUCAGUGUAAUAAUAUAGUAAAUUCAUGUUAACAGUUGGAUUACAUUCUAGGCCUCUCUUAUUCCAGUACUAUGUCACUUUAAAAAUCCUCAACAGUGUAUGGUAAGAGUAUAUCACAGAAUACUUCAUUCUUAAAGAGCUUGCAUUGUAUACAAUUAAGCAUUUUAAGUUCAACAUAUUUGAAAAAUGCCCCCCCCAUACACUGUUAUUCUAGUAGUAAGGAAAAGGAAAAUGUAGCAUCAUUUGCUAAGUAGAGAAGGGAGAUCUUGAACUUUUAUUUUUUAUAUCAUUAAAACUGCUAUUAAAAGUGUUGUCAGCAUUUAA